Molecule: messenger RNA, 885 nt
Organism: Dermacentor andersoni
Lineage: Eukaryota; Metazoa; Arthropoda; Arachnida; Ixodida; Ixodidae
Source: RefSeq, a predicted model, not a curated record
GCCACCAGUCGCGCACGAUCCUUGCGUGUAGAAGAGAGUGGCGAAAGGCACACGGGAAGGCGCGACUACAGUCGGCACUCUUUAGCGGGAACGAGACGAAAAGGCCGGACCCCCCCGCGACUUCCAGUCAUCGCGAUCUCAAGAUGAAGCCGCGGACAAGUUGCAUCGCUCUGGGUGUCCUCGUCGCGGCGCUGUUCCUCGCAGAGACGACAGGUGUCCCAACCGAGCCGUCGGUGACGACGUCCGAGCCCUGCCCGACGCCACUGUGCUCGGGACCCAGAUGCCGGGGCACCAAGUUGGGCCCAAACGGCUGCCAGGUGUGCGACUGCGACGGGCCUGAGCAGUGCCCCGUGGUGCAGUGCGCUCCGGGAUGCAGGGCCGAAGAGACCGCGCCAGAAGGACGAUGUCCCACCUGCGUCUGCAAUGCGCCGACGUACAGCAACCGCGAAGUGGACGUGCCCUGUUUCACACCCCUGCUGCGAGAGGCCCUGCGGCGCCUGGCCGAAGUCGAGGAGCAGCUGCACCAGCUGCGACACCUGACACAAGAGAACGGGAUGAGGCUGCACAGGCUGCUGCCACCGGCCGAGCACCACCCGCACCAGCAUCCGCACCACCACCAGCCGCACCAUCCCGCACCGCCGCACGCCGGUAACCCGGAAGCCCCGCCCCAGCCUGCCGCCGCAGCGCCAGCUGGCGGCGAUGCAAAGCAUGCGAACAGCACGGCUUGACACUGUGACUAACACGAAUGCCGGAGUGCGAGCAUGACUUGUUGCUACCGCGACGAAGCAUGUCGUUUUGAAACGAGAAAAACGGCACACAUAAGUGCUGUCCUGCCGCAUGCGCCACUUGCCCAUAACGUUGCCAAUAAACUCUACUACCACUCGC